This is a messenger RNA of Bombus terrestris (buff-tailed bumblebee), 1566 nucleotides long. Its product is annotated as A disintegrin and metalloproteinase with thrombospondin motifs 12-like. Gene Ontology annotation, molecular function: metalloendopeptidase activity. The transcript has 6 exons. Lineage: Eukaryota; Metazoa; Arthropoda; Insecta; Hymenoptera; Apidae. The record is from RefSeq and is a predicted model, not a curated record. Bases 84 to 1355 code for a protein of 423 amino acids. Gene Ontology annotation, biological process: proteolysis.
ACGUCUGCGAGUGAACGAGCAUGCCUGGCGAGUUUUGGGUAGCCAGAAAAUCCUAUUGAAAUUUCGAUCAAAGCGCGCGAGACAUGACGCGAUCGAAACUUCCCAGUUUUCUCCUCGCCACGUGGCUGCUCGGCACGAUCGCUACUAAGUCGCGAAUGAGCGACUUUCUGCAAAGCUUGCAGGAGUACGAGAUCGUUUACCCUCGAGUGAUCCCGAAUGAGAGCGCGCGGAACAGAAGAUCGACCCACGAAGACCGAGAAACUUGGCGCGAGUAUCUCCACCAAGAGCCGGUGUUCCUCGAGAUCAGCAACUGGACCUUAAGGACCAUGGCCAACGAUCGAUUGAUACUGUCGUCGAAUUUCACCGUGAAUUGGGUGCGCCAGGGUAAAACCAAGUCCGAGCGACGUAACGCCAAGGCGAACUGCGAUCUUCGACAAGGCAGCUUGGAAGGAGACGCGAGUUCCUUCGUCGUCGUGACGAUAUGCGAAGAAGAAGUGUACGCCUUGAUGUUGAUCGGGCAGAGAUCGUUCUUCGUUCAGCCGCUGACGAAUGGCCAGCAUGUGAUGUUUCAGCCGAAAAACGAAAAGUGGUGGUCGAUCAGGAAUAAUUCGAGCUUCGUGUCUGUGAAUCCGGAAAAUCCUGCAGUUGAAGAAAGUAAGAGAAAGUCGAAACGAAGCAAACGCGAUUCCUUAAGCCACGAUGUUCAGGGAUUUUAUAAUCUUUCCGGUGACGUCUUCGACGUGGAAUACCCAGAAGCUGAGAAAUUGAUUCUGUACGAUGAAAAAGACGAUGUCUCCACAGAAUACAACGAUACAAUAGUGGAAGAAUUAUCGAUCGACGUAAAUACUGAAAUUGGAUACUUCUCUGGUCCUAAAUGGCAAAGGAACAGAUUAUCAAAGAAAAGACCAACUGCUAAGGAUUCGCCGCCACGAUGGUUAGAGCUUGGAAUAGCUGCUGAUUACUCCGUGGUAGAUUUUCAUGGAAUUCGAGUACAGCAAUAUACCUUGGCUCCUUUAAACAUCGUCAGUGCAAUUUACAUGGACCCGUCGCUCGAAUCCAACAUGAUUCUAGUGAUCGUACGAAUGAUUUUAUACGCGGAAAAACGAGACGUUAUGGUCCGCCGUGGCGAUGCCAGACGAUCUCUCGAGAACGUGAACAAAUGGAACAGAAAGAUGCUGUCCUCGAAGGACGUAAAUCACGAUGUUGCUGUAUGGUUGACGCCAUUAGAUAUACGAGGUCCUUCCGGUUACGCACCUGUGUCAGGAGUAUGCUAUCCCGCGAGAUCGUGCGCGUUAAAUCGAGACGAAGGCUUGACCAGCGCCUUUAUCAUCGCUCACGAAGUAGCACACAUGUGAGUGUCCUACAUGUUGGGAUAUCGUUGGCAAACUGAAAUAUUUAUAACUGGCCUGGGUAUUUACGCAGAGACCGUGUGCUAUUUAUUUAUGCAAAUACGUACUUUUACGAGAAUAAUUUGAAAAAUGAAAUCUCCAUAGGAGAACUUAUUAUCUUUACCGAAUAUCACAACGAGUACUGUACUUUGAAUCUGCCAUAGAUUUUUGCGUAUUA